Tripterygium wilfordii is the source of this 1114-nucleotide messenger RNA. Its product is annotated as 14-3-3-like protein D. Lineage: Eukaryota; Viridiplantae; Streptophyta; Magnoliopsida; Celastrales; Celastraceae. Bases 89 to 874 code for a protein of 261 amino acids. The record is from RefSeq and is a predicted model, not a curated record. Gene Ontology annotation, biological process: signal transduction. The transcript has 7 exons. Gene Ontology annotation, cellular component: cytoplasm.
GCCCCUUUGUCUUGUCCAGCCGUCCCCUUACAAGGUUUUCCUCCAUUUCCUGUGGGCGAGAUAUUGUUGGAUAGAGAGAUCAGCGGCCAUGGCAGCUACCAAGGAAAGGGAGAGCCUCGUCUACGUCGCCAAGCUCUCCGAACAGGCCGAGCGUUAUGAUGAGAUGGUGGAUGCGAUGACCAAAGUAGCGAAACUUGAUGUGGACUUGACUGUGGAGGAGCGUAAUCUUCUCUCCGUUGGCUACAAGAAUGUGAUCGGUUCGCGUAGAGCGUCGUGGAGGAUCUUAUCAUCGAUCGAGCAAAAGGAGGAAGCAAGAGGAAAUGAACAGAACGCAAAACGGAUCAAGGGAUACAGACAGAAGGUGGAAUCAGAACUGUCGAAAAUUUGCAGUGAUAUUAUGAGUGUAAUUGACGAGCAUCUGAUCCCUUCCUGUUCAACUGGAGAGUCCACCGUUUUCUUCUACAAAAUGAAAGGGGAUUAUUAUAGGUAUUUGGCGGAGUUUAAGUUCGCUGAAGAGAGGAAGGACGUUGCUGACAAGUCCAUGAAAGCUUAUGAGACAGCUAUAUCUACAGCGGAGGCUGAAUUACCUCCUACUCAUCCCAUCAGACUGGGCUUGGCCUUGAACUUCUCUGUGUUUUUCUAUGAAAUUUUGAACUCUCCUGAAAGGGCCUGUCACCUUGCAAAGCAAGCUUUUGAUGAAGCUAUCUCAGAGUUAGAUAGCUUAAGUGAGGAAUCUUAUAAAGACAGUACAUUGAUCAUGCAACUUUUGAGAGACAAUCUCACUUUGUGGACCUCUGAUAUCCCAGAGGAUGGAGAAGAUGCCCAGAAGCCAGACAUCAUUGCCAAAGCUGGUGGUCCUGAAGAUGCGGAGUGAGAUUGAGUAUUGUUGGGGCUCGUUAUUGUCCAAAAGAUUUGGUGCUACUAUAGCAUAGGAGAUUUAUCCAUUUUCUCAUGAAAAACCGGACGUAUGUUGAUUAUUCUAUGGAUCUUAUGGUUGUGACUUGUGAUAGUUGGAUGUUUUGAAAGGCUUUCCUUUCUGUUGACCAAACUGAACAAAUUAUAUAGAUUGCUCUAGGAUGCUUUCUUUAAUCUACAUUCCUCUUGCUGAUCAACA